AUGUCAAACGAAGAAAUACUCACGGACGACUAUGUCGCUGGUCUUCUGAGCCAGGAGGCAUCCGACUGCUCCAUCAAAUACUCUGCAUUGGGUGUUGACGCCUUCCUAGGGAAGGACUCUAGCUCCAAGAAGCCGGCCAAUAUACCCAAACCAAAUACGAGAUUUUUGCGCAACAUCAUCAAAGGCACCGACACCCAUAACAAGGCACUUUUGGCGAAGGAGGCCGCUGAGUCGAAGGCUCGCUUGAAACGACUGGAGCGCACCGAAGACAUCAAACGAAAGAAGUCAAAUCCUUCGACUAAGGAUAUACGAGAGCGACAUAUGGGCGAUAUUCAAGCGAUAUUAGGCGGUGGAAAAUCCAGGAAGCGGGUUGACGACAACAGCACCAACAAGACAGAACUUGACGGUCGCGAUCAAGACAACGCGAAGCGCAAAUCGAGAGCGCAGAAGGAUAGAGAUUAUGAAAAAGAAGGUCGGCGAAGAAAUCAAUCUUCUUCGAAUCACCCGAGUGACAGCCACGAACAUCAUAGCGGCCGACGUCACGACAGGCACAAUUCGCGACACAUGGAUCAUUCGUCCGAGGAUGAACACAAAGCUCGCAGACACAAGAGUUCUAGAGACGACAGAUCCAAAUCUCCACGAAGUGGACAUCGAUCUAAUGGAACGAGAAGCCGAGACUCAGAACGUCGACGCUACCGACAUCGCUCGCCGUCCAGAAACAAAUCGCCAGGGUCACAUGGGAUCGAGCUUGCGUUACAGAACUCACAGCACGAUGAGAUUGGACCGGCUCCUCCUCCACCCAUAAUUCGUGGCCGUGGUGCGGUAGGCGCAUCUUCAGGAAUUGACAGACGGUUCUCAGCGUCGUAUGAUCCAAAGGUGGAUAUCCAAGGCGCUGAUAAUGCUGAUGCAUAA
Messenger RNA from Akanthomyces muscarius, 912 nucleotides. RefSeq lists its product as uncharacterized. Bases 1 to 912 code for a protein of 303 amino acids. The transcript has 2 exons. The record is from RefSeq and is a predicted model, not a curated record. NCBI's taxonomy places the organism in Eukaryota, Fungi, Ascomycota, Sordariomycetes, Hypocreales, Cordycipitaceae.